Molecule: messenger RNA, 543 nt
Organism: Cynara cardunculus var. scolymus (artichoke)
Lineage: Eukaryota; Viridiplantae; Streptophyta; Magnoliopsida; Asterales; Asteraceae
Exons: 1
Coding region: 1-543 (180 amino acids)
Biological process (GO): proteolysis
Molecular function (GO): aspartic-type endopeptidase activity; zinc ion binding; nucleic acid binding
Source: RefSeq, a predicted model, not a curated record
AUGUGUUUCAAAAAAAAUUCUACCAGGCGAGGAACCAAUCGAACAGGUCAGUGGAAACAACCGAAUUACAAAUCUCUAAUUUCAACUCAAGGAAAUUCUAGUAAAGGUUUUUCGAAUACAACUUCUCUGUUUCGGUGCAAAGAUUGCGGUUUUAGACAUCAUCCUGACCCAUGUCUUCGAAUGAUCGGCGUCUGUUGUAACUGUGGUCAACGAGGUCAUCUAGCUCGUGAUUGUAAACAAGGGCCAAAAGAUAACUCCAACGAUAAAGAGAAGCAAUCUAAUGCCGGUGGUCGAGCUUUUACACUAUCUGCUGACAAAUCUAAUGAGGCUAUGGUUUCUGGUACCCUUUCUAUCAAUGGUAGAGAUGCAUAUGUUUUAUUUGAUACAGGUGCUACACACUCGAUUGUUUUUGAAAACUUCGAAGAAAAUCUUAAAUCAUAUGAAAAAUCCACUAAAUUUUCGUUACAUAUUACUACUCUUAUGGGUACUUCAGUAUGUAUACUUGGUCAAUUCCCAAACUGUCUGUUAUUUAUUGGUGAUUGA